AUGCAAAGAAAUACGCCCAAGGAGGCGCACGCUCUUCAGCGAGCUAUUGCAUUCGGUGACAUACCCAAAGUAUCCUUUCUCUUAGAGGCAGGUUACGAUCCGAACAAACAGGGCGAAUUCUAUGGCGAUCCACUUAGCGCCGCAGUUUACCAUUGUCACAAGCACCCCAGGGUUGUCCAAGCCCUUCUCGAGAAAGGCGCGAGCCCUAAUAGUUCCGGGGGUGAACGGCAUGGUCCGCCACUUGUUACUACGGCGGAAGCUGGAAAUCUAAAUGCAAUACAGAUGCUCCUCGACGCGGGCGCUAAUGUUCACUGUCAUGGCGGAAGGUAUAACACUGCGCUUCAAGCAGUAAUGACGGCAUCCGACCACAGAAAUAAACACGGGAUUAUUAAGCUUCUGUUGAACUAUGGGGCAAACGCAUGUAUAACAAGCGGUCAGUUUUAUUCCGCUCUUUCAUCGGGGUUUACGUUACUACCAAGGGAUGAUUGCAUUAUAUCUCAACUCCUCGACUAUACGCUAUCCCAAAAGCCUAGGAAGGACUUAUUAGACCACACGAUAAGAGCUGCUGCAUGCUUAGGAGAUCUAGCAUCAGUCCAAAUCCUACUCAGCGCCGGUGCAGGUCCAAAUGCGGUUGCAGAAGCGGUUGAAUCAGCAAAUAUUGAUUUAGUUCGUUUCCUUGUGAAAAUAUUUGAGUGUUUACCGGAGCAUGGAGCUGAUGUGAACCUUGUGUCCGAGAGGUAUGGUACUCCUCUACAGGCUGCUGCGUUUGCUGGGAACACUGAGCUUGUCAAGAGACUAUUCGAUAGAGGAGCCGACCUAAAUAUCUCCUGUGGACAUUGGGGCUCACCCCUGAUCGCGGCCGCAAACGCAGGACUCAAAGAAAUAAUAAUGUUGCUAUUGCAUUCUGGUGCAGACAUAAACAAGAAGGGUGGAGACCCAGGGACCGCACUUCGGGCAGCUUGUGAAGUGGGUGACUUAAGAAGCAGCCAAACUACUUAUCAGCUAUGGAGCUGA
Molecule: messenger RNA, 1014 nt
Organism: Aspergillus alliaceus
Lineage: Eukaryota; Fungi; Ascomycota; Eurotiomycetes; Eurotiales; Aspergillaceae
Product: ankyrin repeat domain-containing protein
Exons: 2
Coding region: 1-1014 (337 amino acids)
Molecular function (GO): protein binding
Source: RefSeq, a predicted model, not a curated record